UCUGCCUCAACUAAACCUUCCACUUCUGACACCAUGUGCUACUUUGGCAACUUCUAUCGUGGCCUGGGCUAUGGCUAUGGUGGCCUUGGCUAUGGCUACGGUGGCCUGGGCUAUGGCUACGGUGGCCUGGGCUGUGGCUGUGGUGGCUAUGGUUACACCUGCUAUCGCCCGUGCUGCUAUGGAAGAUACUUGUCUGGCUACUACUAAGGAAUUCUGAUUGCUUCUCGUUUUGCUUCAUUUGCUGAUACAGCACUGGAAAUAUCAACAGUUAUCUCUCCAAAUUUCUCCAGAUUUAAUCAUUGAUUAUAAUGAAUCAUACCUAUAUUGAUUGAUGGAAAUUACAACACUUAAGGGAAUUAUCCUUUGAUAUUUUGUUAGUAUCACAUUGGUUGGCAUGUAAUAAUCACAUGUA
Cavia porcellus (domestic guinea pig) is the source of this 412-nucleotide messenger RNA. Its product is annotated as keratin-associated protein 20-2-like. The transcript has a single exon. NCBI's taxonomy places the organism in Eukaryota, Metazoa, Chordata, Mammalia, Rodentia, Caviidae. The record is from RefSeq and is a predicted model, not a curated record. The coding region runs from base 34 to 207 and encodes 57 amino acids.